This is a messenger RNA of Arxiozyma heterogenica, 4476 nucleotides long. RefSeq names its product cohesin-loading factor complex subunit SCC2 (gene SCC2). NCBI's taxonomy places the organism in Eukaryota, Fungi, Ascomycota, Saccharomycetes, Saccharomycetales, Saccharomycetaceae. Bases 1 to 4476 code for a protein of 1491 amino acids. Gene Ontology annotation, biological process: replication-born double-strand break repair via sister chromatid exchange; regulation of gene expression; establishment of mitotic sister chromatid cohesion. Gene Ontology annotation, molecular function: chromatin binding. Gene Ontology annotation, cellular component: Scc2-Scc4 cohesin loading complex. The transcript has a single exon. The record is from RefSeq and is a predicted model, not a curated record.
AUGACAAGUUUCCCAGGUGAACAUGAUCCUGUACCAAAACGGCUCCUAGAAGCACUACCUAACCAACCAUUAUUAUAUUUAGUACCAAAAGCUAAACUUGUUUCACUGAUAUCGUCUGGGUACUCUUCCAAAAUUGAAAUAUCAGAUGAUCAAUCUCUUUUGGCAAAUAAUAUAACUAAAUCUACGGAUCAAUUGGAUAUACCUCCUCCAAAAAGUAUUAGAAAUACUUACUACACUAAAGAUGUUGCUGAUGAAUCAAAUAAAAUUAUUUACAAAAGACCAAUAUAUAUUGCUAAACAGUCCAGGAAUAUGAUUAAUAAAGAUGACAAUAAUAAUAAUUUAUUUUCUAAUCUAUCCCCAUUGGCUAAAAAAUGUUUGGAGGAAAUAUCUCCAAAUAUCAAACAAGGAUAUCAUAUUGAUGAAGCACAUGUUGUUGAAACUUUACAAAGAAAACGGAAAAUGGAAGAUAUCCUAGACACUGAUAUAGAUUUGACAUAUAAGUUUAAACAUGAUAAAAUUGUAAUGUCUUCAGGUGUUUCAGUAAGUGAAACAACAAUUGCAAAACAAUAUUUAGAUGAUUUAAUUCAAUUAUUAGAACAUAUACGGUCCGACAUGAAUGGAAAAUGUUUUACCAAUCUUGAGCGUUGGAUCAACGUUGAUAACAGUAAUAUCUGCUUAAAUGAAAGAACUUUACAGCAUAUUGAACUUCUGUUGAAAAAUAUUUCAAGUGUUCCUGAAGUAAAUAAUAAAUUGUCUUUAAAUGAUUUAAUUUUAAUUUUAGAUUUAAUGAUUCAAAAUAUUACAAUUUGCACAACUACUGUAUUAUCUAAUAAGAAAAAAGAGAGGAUAACAAAAAUAAUAGCUAUAUUAUCUAUUAAUAUCAUAUUUUCUAUUUUUUUGUUGAAGAGAUCUGAACGAGAAAUAUAUAUGGAAAAAUAUGCGGUGAUACCGAUUAAAUAUCUAUCUAACUUUGUCACAGAAAUAAAAGAGAAGAGUGCGUCAAAAGAUUUACAUAAUGAACUUGUAUUAUUUACCAAUUCUAUUCAGCAUUUACCUCGUUAUAUUCGGCAAAACAUAUAUUUGGAUGAUGGGCUUUUAACAAAGUUGAUAUAUGUCUUUACAGAUAUAAUCGUUGAUUCCACAGUCACUUUUAAUGUUAGUGCUUCUGAUCAAUAUUGUUGGAAUAAUAUUAAAAAUCUUAGUUGCGAGAUUCUUAUGGCUAUUUUUCAAUUAGUACCAACGCAGAGAUUAUUCCUAAUUAACGAGUUCUUGUCUAAUAUCGAUAAAUUGCCCUCCAAAAGAGUACAUAAAAAAAUAAAAACAGUUGCUAAGGAUAAAUAUGUUACAUAUUUUACUGAAUGUUUAAUGAGAAUGUUACAGUAUAUUAACGCAUUAGAAAAUUUAAAUACCGUAAAUGGAGAAACCAAAGACAUUAUUGAUAUGUUUAAAAAGAAAAAUAUGGAACAAGAAAAACAAUUAUCAAAUUUUAUUGAUCAUAUUAAUGAAAGUAUAUUUAAAAAAUUUUUGCAAAAUUCAACAAAAUAUCGAUAUAUUAUGGAAAUAUAUAUUCUGGAUUUAAUUGCACUGUUUAGACUUCCAAAUUAUUAUAUUGCUUCUCAAGUAUUAUCAUCUAUGCUAGGUAAGCUUUUGGAUGUGUUUGAUUCAGCAUCUACAUCUCCUGUAGUAGAAAUCACCUGUCUGUUGAUUCUUGGUCAAAUUGGUUCAGCACUCUUUGAUAUAAAAUUAAAUACUUUACCCCAACAAAAUAAUAAUGUUGUGAAACUUCUCAACUAUCCUGAGUAUAUUCCACAAUUUUUAGAAUCUUCUCAACGUUGUCUUGUAUACAUAGCGAAUAACAAUAGUCAGGAAUCUUCCUACAAGUACUUUCAAGGUAAGCUAUUGGAAAAAUUAAUAAGAUUACAUGAAUUGAACACAGAUAGUAACAACAUCUCCAAUAUUGAUAAUUAUAUCGACAGAAUUAUUAGACAGGUACCUUUUAACGAUAUAAUGCCUAAAAAUGUGCUUUCUUUAGAAGACAUUAACAACGAUUAUUGUUCAGUGUUACAAUCAGAUGAGCUUAUUUCUCAGUAUGAUACAUAUUUCCAUAUUUUAUUGACAAUGCUUGAUAGUAGCAAAAUUAAACUAAAAUCUACAGCAGUCAAAUCCCUUUCAUUGCUCGUAUCACAAGAUAGCAGUAUUCUAUCUAACCCAAUGGUGAAAGCUGCAAUAACUCAAGUUUUAGUGGACAAUUCUGCAGCCUCCGUAAGAGAUGCCAUUUUAGAUUUACUUAAUGCUGGCUCUUGUUAUGUGGAGUAUUACAAACAAAUUAAUGUUAAUUUUGAUGACGAUAGUAUAUUAGUUAGAAAACAUAUUUUAAGAAUUAACGAACAAAUAUAUACGGAAUGUGAUGAUUUAGAAAUUGCUACAUAUGUUGCAAUUAGGAUUUUGCUGAGAUUGGAAGAUGAGGAGGAUGGUAUUGUCGAAAAUGCAAGAAAUAUUCUUUUGAAACAAUGGUUGUUAUCCUUCCAUAACAGUGAUAAAUUAGAUACAAAUAAAAGAAAGAUUAUAGAACAAUCAAUUGCUGUAAUUGCAGGUGUUAUAUCUACUGAUACAAAAAACACAGAAGUUUUUGAAGAUUUUUUAAACUUUUAUUUGCUUAAAAAGGAAGUUCAUCCUCCUCAACAGUAUAAUCAGAUAAUAAAAAGCUUGCGUACUAUGGUCAAUGUCCUGGUACAAGAGAUUGUCAAUUUACAAGCACAAAAUUCAACUGAUGAUAAACAAAAAGUUAACCUUCAACGUCAUUUCAAGUUAUUGGCGUUAUUUGCAGAUGCUGUUGAAACAUUUAUUACCAAAGAACAUAUUUUUGAUUUAUACCCGUAUAUGUUAUCUGGGGAAAAGAAUGGUUUACACUACGAUAUUUUGCAUGUAUUUAAUAAAACUCUGCAAAAAUCAUCGAUAUUGAAAAACAGUUUUCUAGAGAAUAUUGAAACAGAUCUUUUAAAGCAAUUGGUGAGGUUAAAUACAAAAGAAAUUGAUGAAGCUGUUUCUAUUAUAUGGCAAGCUGCAUCCCAAAGAAACAAUAAGGCACGUAUAAUUCAGGCUUGCUCUUCAUGCCUUGUUCAUUUAAAUCCCUAUAUAAUUGCAGCUGCUAAAUCAAAAGAGAAAUACCAGGUAGAUAAUAAGAUUCAACGUUUGCUAUAUUUGAUUACUUCAUUCGCUAGAUUUUGCUCAUUUGAUUCAACAAUUGAUAGAUUACCAUUUGUAGACAAAAAAGAAGGCUUACCUGAAUAUGUUGCUAAGUGUCUUUUAGUUUUUUCUAGAAAUAGUAUGCCACAUGAUUUAAGAAGAACUAGUAUCAAGAAUCUAACUAGGUUAUGUGGGAGUUAUCCAAAAUUAUUUAAUUCAAGACAUAUUUUAAAUAUGUUGAAAAGUGAAUUUAAGAGUAAUAGAUUGGACAUUAAACUAGUAAUAAUAGAGGCUUUAUUAGAAUUUUUCUCAAUAGAAGAGGCUAGAUCUCUACGACAAAUUGGUCUUGUUGGGAGAAUGUAUUCAAACAGAAGAACCAAAGAACAAAACGCCCAUAUGUCAUUACCAAAAAAUGAUGAAGUCUGUUUUGCUUUAAGUAACAAGUUCAUUAACAAUAUUUUAGAUAUGUGUCUUUUCCCUAUAACUGAUGAGUCAGUUACUGCCAUUAGAUUAUUAAAGCUUAUUGUGAAAUGUGGAUACAUCAAUCCUUCAAAAUGUAUCCCACAUAGUAUUGCAUUGCUGGCUUCCAACCAGAAAAUAAUAACACAUACCGCUAUUGGAAUUGUAACUGAAUUAUUGGAACAACAUGAAACUAUGGUUCUAAACAACAUAUCUAAAGGAAUUGUGCUUGCAAUGGAUUAUUCCAAAACGUUAUUCAAUGGCGUUUAUUAUAGACAUAACAUGUUUUUAAACACUUUACAAGAUAUUUUUUUAGUAGAUAAAAAGGGUAUGAAUAAAUUCCACAAAUAUUUAGAUAAAUUCAUAAAUUUUCAACUGAAUGAUACAAUGUCAAUUGACUCAAAUUUUGCUAAAAUGUCAUCUAUUUUAUUUCUGUCAACAAAUAUUGCUAAGCUGAAGUUUUUUUACCAAACACAUUUUUUUUCAAUUAUUAAAAUGUUAGAUUUUACAGAGGAACAAAUGCGUGAUAAUAUUCUCGAAGUGCUGAAGAAUAAUAGGGAAGAAGAUUGGGAUGUUGUAACAUUAAAAUUGUCUAUUAUAAUACAAUAUGUGCUUAAGGAUCUGAAAAAUUAUUUAUUAGACAAAUAUGGAUAUAAGCUAUCUAUUCUUGAUUCUUUAUUUGAAAAUAAUUCUAGGGAUGAUGGCAAACCGAUGCCUGCUGAAAAAGAAGACUGUGGUAAUUUUGUUGAAACUGUAGAUAAUAUUGUCCGUCUAUGUGAUGAUGAUUGUGUGUGUGUCAAUUAUUUGAGUGAACAGAGAUAUGUUGAUUAA